AAGAACUCUCAUUCUUUUUCCCUAUAUUUACUCUCUCUCCAGCUGACUCAUCAUCCUCUCUUUCUCACUUAUUUGAAUUACUAAGUUAUCAAAAGACAUUCUUUGCUUUGCUUUUCAGAUAUAUAAACACAUAUAUUUAUUUAUUUAUUUUUUAGUCACACAUAUAAGAUCAUCCUAUAUUUACAGAUUGGCUUCUGGGUUGUUCAAGAUUUCCUUGCUGCAAUUGGUUGAGCUUCUUGACAGAGGUUAAAAGAAGUUAACAUAGGUUCUAGAUGAGCUCAGUUGCUUUACUCUCGAGCACAUCUAGCAGUGUCUCCACAUCCAGUGACUUUUCAGUUGAUGGAUACUCGAAUCGCAGGGAUUCCCAAGAAGUAGGUAGUUCAGGCAGUGUUCAAGAUGAAUACAAUCAUAGCUCAGUGGACAGUCUCCGUGAGACGAGCCUACCUCCUCCUGGAAAUGGGCUCCUCCCAUCGAAUAUGGUUGAGCAGAACAGCCUAAAUGGAAGCGCAAAUUUUGUUGAUGGGCGCACAGGUAAAGAUGAUGAAUUUAUGCAGAAGGCCAAUAAUUUACCCAUUUACGAGGAGAGGGAGAACAAUCAUUUCAAUAAAGGUGAAAUGGAUCUUCAAUAUUGGUUACCCCCAGAAACAGAAGAUCAAGAAAAUGACAUGGAUUGUAGUCUGGCAAAUUUUGACGAUGAUGAUGAUGAAGGUGAUGAUGGUACAAAAUGGGGUAUGCCUAGUUCUUUAGGUAGCUUUGGAGAGGAAAGUAGUGGGAGCUUCAGUUAUAAAGAAGAGAAGCAAAUAGCAAUGGACAAAGUAAGGAAUAACAAGUUCAAGGCCGUUGUGCAUCAUCUUCUUAAAAACGCUGGAGUUGCUUCUUCGGGCAAAGAUGGCGACAAUUGGGUGGAUAUCGUGACUUCUUUGUCUUGGGAAGCUGCUUCGUUUGUGAAGCCUGACAUUGGCGAGGGCAAGGCAAUGGAUCCUGAUGGAUAUGUGAAGGUUAAAUGUGUUGCAACUGGUUCUCGAAGCGAAAGUAAAUUAGUCAGAGGAAUGGUAUUCAAAAAGCAUGCAGCACACAAGCAUAUGCCAACAAAUUACAAGAAACCUAGAUUGCUGUUGAUCCAGGGUGCACUGGAUCUCUCCUUGAGUGGAUUGUCAUCCUUUGAAUCAAUGAAUCAGGGGAAGGAAACUCUGAAAUCCAUUAUGGACGCAUUAGACAUGUGCAAUCCGAACGUGAUUUUAGUUGAAAAGACUGUUUCUCGUGAUAUACAGGAAUCCAUCCUUGCAAAAGGAAUGACACUAGUUAUUGAUAUGAAACUCCACCGCCUGCAGAGAGUUGCUCGCUGUACUGGUUCAUCAAUCUUGUCAUCAGAUACAUUGACUGGGAAAAAGCUUGGACAAUGUGAUUCCUUUCAUUUUGCGAAGUUUGUGGAAGAGCAUGCUACUGCUGGUGAGAGUGGGAAGAAACCCAGCAAAACUUUGAUGUUCCUUGAUGGUUGUCCUACACGCCUUGGUUGUACAAUUUUAUUGAAAGGAACAAACAGCGAAGAGCUGAAGAAGAUCAAACUUGUGGUCCAGUAUGCAGUCCUUGUGGCAUAUCAUUUAAUUUUAGAGACGGCGUUCCUUCUAGAUCAAAGGGCUAUGUACUCUACCCUCCCCCUUGAUGGACUGGUGAACUUAUUAGAUGCUAAUCAAACACCAUGUAUAUCCCCCCGUGAAGCAGAUGUUGCUAUGCCAGAGGAUUCUGUUGCUGAAAGUGAUUCAUCAGGAAUGAUUGACAUUCACAUCUCUAAUGGAUUUCAUAACAAAAUGCCCAGUGAUGUAGGAUUAGAAAGUGAUACCAUGUUCCCUUAUGAGCCAUACAACCCUCUAGUGUUUUCUGGAUUUUCAUCUAUAUCAGCCUCCCUAAGGAGAGCGUUUGGCAAUAAUGUUCCUCUCUUAUCUUCUCAGCAGUCUUUUUCUACACAUACCGGCAUCAAUGGAGAGGUUACUAACAGUCAGAUCCAAUCCACUAACGAGCUUUCAACCCAUUCAGUGGCAAAUGGUCAUUCUGAUAUUCUAACAAAGGAUGAUUUUGGUGAAGAGAAGGCUCUUGAUAAUGAUGGUAUAUCAGUUCAUAACGAACCCCAAUUGGAAACACAAAGUUCUGUUGGUGAAAAUGAAGAUCAAUCUCAAUUUAAGGACGGCAGUAGCAAAAUGCUUAAUGCUGACAGUAUCCUGAUAUUAAUGUCACGCAGAAAUUCCUCCACCGGAAGUAUAUGUGAGCAGAGUCAUUUUUCUCAUAUCAAGUUCUAUCGGAAUUUUGAUGUUCCUCUUGGGAUAUUUUUGCGGGAUAACUUGCUCAAUCAGAGACUCCUUUGCAGCUUGUGUGGUGGAUCGCCAGAAGCUCAUAUAUACUACUAUGCACAUCAUAAUAAACAGCUAACAAUACAAGUGAAACAUUUUCCUAUGGAAAAGCAUCUUCCUGGUGAAACCGAUGGGAAGAUUUGGAUGUGGAGUCGCUGUGGUAAUUGUAAACCUCAAAGUGGCAACACACAAUCCACAAAAAGAGUCUUGAUAUCAGCUGAUGCCCGUGGGUUGUCAUUUGGAAAGUUUCUGGAACUUAGCUUAUCGAACCACCUGUCGUCUUGUAGUUUCUCUAUAUGUGGGCAUCCAUUGCAUACUGACUGCCUCUACUUCUUUGGAUUGGGGCCAAUGAUUGCAAUGCUCAGAUAUUCACCAGUCACAACGUAUACUGUGUCACUGCCUCCCGAAAAGCUAAAGUUUGAUAGUCAAAUAAGUGAUGAGCGGCUUAGAAAAGCCUUUGACAGUAUAUCAAAUUUGUAUGAGAAAGGGCUUGAAGUAUUUCUUGAGAUUGAGAAAUCUUUGAAGGACGUUGGUUCGCGUUUUAUAGGGUCAAAACUUAAAAUUCAAGGAUCAUUGAAAGAAUUCUCUGAUAUUGCGGAGAUGUUGAAGCAGGAAAGACGGCAAUUUGAGGAAGAUCUUUUAAACGCCUCGAAGAAUUGGGAUUCAGGUGACCCUAUUUACAAAGUUGUCAGUCUGAACCGUGUACAGUGGGAUAUGUUGGUUGCAUCAUGUGUGUGGGAUCGCCGUCUUCAUUCUUUACUCUCAUCUGAGAUUACAACCGCUGCUCCGACUUGUCAUAAACAGAUGCAAGACCAAAGUAAUGUGGAGGAGGAUGGUUACGUUGGUGAACAUCUGGAUAAUGCAGUUGAAUGCGAAACCAAUGGGACUAAUCUUGAUAAGUUUGAAGAUACAGCUGUUCAAACAACUGAUGUUAUCGAAGUACCCAUUGAAGGAGAUACUCAAGGAUCUUCCGGGCAAUAUAGCUUGCUGACUACAUAUCUGGACGAAGAGGGUAUGCAUAAGCUUAGUGGAGGAAUGUCGAAUUCCGAUGGUUCAAACAACCAAUAUUUAUCAAAUCCUGAUCCUUCGAGCGAUUCUCAAUCUGCUGAUGCCCAGAAUAUUGCUCUAACUGCUUAUGAUCUACCUGCGGAGGCUAAUGAUUCCAAUCUAUCUGAAAGGAAGUUUUCUGUUUUAAAGGUAUCUAGUGCGGAGAAUUCUGAAUGGAUCUGGUCACCGUUUCAAGACAUAAGGAAUGAGUACUUGAAAGACCUCCAGAAAGGUUACUCAAUGAAAUUUGAGCCUGUCAAUACCUAUCCUCAAGGGUCAAGAAUUCAAAAUGUGAUAAAUGAUGAAGGCUCCAGGCUCCACAUUCCUCUUGGCAUUGACAACUCUAUUGUUUCUGAUCACGAGGAUGAAUUAUCAAGCAUAGUAGCUUGUGCUCUUGCCUUGUUAAAGGACCCAUCAGUCUUGGUAGAUCGUAAUGAAGAUCCAACCAGAGAGAGGGGAUUGGAUUCUAAAUUAUACGAGAAAUCAUAUAGUGUUUCUCGACCCUCUUCUUUAAAUUCUUCUUAUUGGUCUUCAUUUGGCUCUUUUACUUCAGAUGGUAUAUAUUCUUCAGCUAGCGGUCUAGAUGAUUCGAGCUUGUCGAGCACUAAUGGACUAUAUCUAUCAGAUUCCUUAAUUUAUUUUGAGGAUAUGCAUUUAGAAGUCUCUAUGGGGUUGGGUAAAUUACCUGGAAAGGGAAAAUAUUCUGUAGUCUCUCUGUAUGCCAGCCAAUUUCAAGAUCUGCGGAGGCGUUGUUGUCCAUCUGAACUCGACUACAUUGCCUCCAUAAGCCGUUGUAGAAACUGGGAUGCCAAAGGUGGAAAAAGUAAGUCCUUUUUCGCGAAAACUUUGGAUGACCGUUUCAUUAUAAAAGAGAUUAAGAGGACAGAGUAUGAAUCAUUCUUAGAGUUUGCUCCGCAUUACUUCAAGUAUAUGAAGGACUGCUUUGAGCAGGGGAACCAGACUUGCCUGGCAAAGAUUUUGGGGAUUCAUCAGGUCACUGUGCGGCAAAAGGGCGGAAAGGAGACAAAACAUGAUCUCAUGGUGAUGGAAAACCUUAUGUUUGGGCGAAAUAUUAGUAGACAGUAUGACCUCAAAGGGGCUUUGCACGCUAGAUUGAAUUCAUCUCCUGAUGGAUCUGGGGAUGUUCUCUUGGAUCAAAACUUUGUCAACGACAUGAAUAACUCACCUUUCUAUGUUGGCAGGCAAGCAAAGAGAAAUCUACAACGAGCAGUGUGGAACGACACUACUUUCCUCAAUUCGAUCAAUGUCAUGGACUACUCUCUACUUGUUGGAGUGGACACUCAGAACGGGGAGCUUGUCUGCGGGAUUAUUGACUAUGUAAGGCAGUACACGUGGGACAAGCAACUUGAAAAUUGGGUGAAGUCAUCACUUGUUCCAAGAAACCAGUUGCCAACUGUCAUUUCCCCAAAAGAGUACAAGAAAAGGUUCCGGAAGUUUAUCACAACCCAUUUUGUGAGUGUUCCUGAUCAUUGGUGCUCACAAAUAUUAUCCAAUUCAGGAGAAGAAGACGAUUCUUUCCAUGGUAAGUCCUAAGGAAAAUUGUAACAAGAGGAAGGAGUAUAAAGAUUACUUGAAUGUUACCUCCGUGGAGAAAGUGGAAAUAGAAUGGUUUUGUUGGUUGAGGUUAUCGUAUAUAGUAUAUUAGUAGAUGCUUUUGCAAUGUACUGUGCAUAGUUCUCUAUUAUGUAUAAGCUACAUGUUCUCUCCACCCCGCUCAUUCUGCAUUAUUUUCGCAAAUAUCUGGGGAUUACCGGAAGGGAAUAUAAUUUUCUUUUGUACAUUCUAAUUUUCUAUCGAGUCGAUUAUGGAAAGCUGUAGUGUGAACUCCUACAAUUCUUUGUAAUGUAUGAAAAUUAAUUGCAGUACUGAUUUAUAAAUCAAAUACUUUAGAUUCCUAUAA
Daucus carota subsp. sativus is the source of this 5313-nucleotide messenger RNA. RefSeq names its product putative 1-phosphatidylinositol-3-phosphate 5-kinase FAB1D. Gene Ontology annotation, cellular component: endosome membrane. The record is from RefSeq and is a predicted model, not a curated record. Lineage: Eukaryota; Viridiplantae; Streptophyta; Magnoliopsida; Apiales; Apiaceae. Gene Ontology annotation, biological process: phosphatidylinositol phosphate biosynthetic process. Bases 273 to 4946 code for a protein of 1557 amino acids. Gene Ontology annotation, molecular function: ATP binding; 1-phosphatidylinositol-3-phosphate 5-kinase activity. The transcript is spliced from 13 exons.